Bombyx mori (domestic silkworm) is the source of this 1311-nucleotide messenger RNA. RefSeq names its product male reproductive organ serine protease 1. Gene Ontology annotation, biological process: proteolysis. The record is from RefSeq and is marked provisional. Gene Ontology annotation, molecular function: serine-type endopeptidase activity. NCBI's taxonomy places the organism in Eukaryota, Metazoa, Arthropoda, Insecta, Lepidoptera, Bombycidae.
ACAGUGUCGGUAGAGAGAUAUACAGAAUAAACGUGCAGUAAAUAUUAGAGCUCCGUCAAUAUUAUAUUACAAAGUUUAUGAAGUCGUAAUAUAGACACAUUUAAAAUAAGGUUCCACGAAAUUGUGGGAGUACUAUUACGGGAAGAUAUCAAUGCAAAAUAAAGAAGUGUACAGAAGAAAAUUAAGCGCUUACAAUUUCUAGAGAACCAAACCAUGGUAAUAUUGAGGUUAUUCUUAGUCUAUUUGGCCGUGAACUUUGUGGACCUCGUUGGAGAAAAGGCAUUCCAGGCAUGUCAACAAUACGGUCAAACCAUGUUGGAGUGCCACAACAUUCUAUACCCCUCAGCUAGAGUGAGAAUUCCAAUUGACAUUCUCUUAUACCCACACAUGGUCCUCAUUGGGUUUAGAAAGGAAAUUCAAGACGCACCAGUCUGGAAAUGUGGUGGAACUUUGAUCAGCAACACUUGGGUUCUAACAGCAGCUCACUGUGCUGAGGACCCGCAUGAAGGACCCGCCAGUGUAUUAAGAGUUGGUACAGCGACCUUCGAAUUUGAUGAAGUGGAUGAACUCGCCCAAGAACGAACCGUACUUAAGGUUAUCUCCCAUCCACAAUACGAACCGCCUUCGAAAUAUAAUGAUAUAGCGCUAAUGAAGGCUAAUCCUCCCUUCCUAUUAACAAGAGAUAUUAGAAUAGCAUGCCUCCCAUCUGAUGAUAAGGAGAAUUAUAAAAGUUUGACUGCAACAGGAUUUGGCGUCACUUAUUCUGGUGCGAUGAAAGGCAGCGAGACUCUCAUGAGUGUGGAUGUAAGUAUAGUCAACCGGAGUUUCUGUAACCAAUCGAUGAAAUACUUGAUCAAGAGGAAGAUUUUGGCUCGUGGGAUAAUCGAAACUCAAUUAUGCGCUGGUGAUUUUGAGCACGGCGGUAAAGAUACGUGCCAGGGUGAUUCGGGCGGCCCUCUCCAAGUAAUGGAAGACGGAGUGGACUGUAUUCACACGUUCCCUCUGCACACGGUCGUAGGAGUGACGUCUUUCGGACGGGAUUGCGGAAGAAAACUGUCUCCGGGAAUUUAUACUAAAGUAUCUGAAUACGUCGAAUGGAUUGAAGGCGUCGUUUGGCCGUGAAGUCAAUGUAGAGCGUGCGUUGUAACGAAUCGAUCUGUAGUGUGAAGUAACGCCGCUACGUUUAUCGAUAGCUUUAGUGUUAAUUACAUAUUAUUAUGUGUUUGAAAAGAGUGUUUAAAAUGAAUAUUUUCUUAAUGUUAAAAAUAUUACAAUUUAUAAAUAUAUUUAUGUAUAUACAUAGAUAUAGUA